Molecule: messenger RNA, 669 nt
Organism: Argentina anserina (silverweed cinquefoil)
Lineage: Eukaryota; Viridiplantae; Streptophyta; Magnoliopsida; Rosales; Rosaceae
Product: putative F-box/LRR-repeat protein 23
Exons: 2
Source: RefSeq, a predicted model, not a curated record
UUUGAUAGUUCAAGUGGAAUUAGACGCCUCCGUUUGGUGUGUUGUUAUGGCAUAAGCGAUGAGGGAUUGAUUGAAGUGGCUUCGAAACUUCCCCUGCUGGAAGAUCUUGAAAUUUCUUUCAGCUUUGCCUCUGCUGAGUCUCUAGAUGUGAUUGGGCGGUCUUGCCCUUUAUUGAAAUCACUCAAACUGAACAAAUAUGGGUAUACAUACCCGUAUCAUGAGUGCGAGGCGGACGCGCUUGCUAUUGCAUCCACAAUGCCUGACCUACGCCACCUUCAGCUUUGCGGUAAUAAGCUGACCAAUGAUGGCCUGCAGAAGAUUCUUGAUUGUUGUCUGAAGCUUGAGUCACUUGAUGUGCGCAAGUGUUUCAAUAUCAAUUUCGGGGUAGUUUUGAAAAGAUGUAGUAAACGAAUUAAGAGUUUACGGCUUCCUGAUGAUUCCACUGAUGACUAUGAGUUCGAUCGUGCAAAUCGUAGAGAGUUAUAUGCUGAAACGCAGUGUGAUCCAGAUUUUGGUGACUUCCUUCUAUUUGGACGUUCAGUUUUUGGUCGAGAUUGGUGAACAGCAUCAGUUGUACCAAGUAACUAUUGUUGUAAUAGGCGAUAACUUAUAGCCAUAGGCUUUACUCGAGCAUAUAGCUUUACCCAGGGUUGUUUGUAUUACUUUGUA